Emys orbicularis (European pond turtle) is the source of this 1326-nucleotide messenger RNA. Its product is annotated as tigger transposable element-derived protein 1-like. NCBI's taxonomy places the organism in Eukaryota, Metazoa, Chordata, Testudines, Emydidae. Gene Ontology annotation, cellular component: nucleus. The record is from RefSeq and is a predicted model, not a curated record. The transcript has 3 exons. Bases 1 to 1326 code for a protein of 441 amino acids. Gene Ontology annotation, molecular function: DNA binding.
AUGGCCCCUAAACGCAAGCCACCUACUUCAUCUGGUGCACAACCGAAGAAACAGCGAUGUGUUCCAACGCUGGAGGAAAAACUGGCUGUGUUGGACUUAUUGAGAAAUGGUAUGUCCAUCGCCAACGUGGCGCGUAAACACGGCCGCAACGAAUCUAGCAUCCGUGCCAUCAAGAUUCGAGAGAGAGAAAUUCGUCAAGCCGUGGCAUCCAGAAACGUGCAGACUACUGGUGAAGCUGCAUCUGCCAAUGAGGAGGCAGCAAAAGCCUACCCCGAACAAUUAAAGAAAAUCAUAGAGGAAAUGGGCUAUCUUCCAGAACAAGUUUUUAAUGCUGACGAGACUGGGCUCUUCUGGAAAAAAAUGCCCACCCGCACUUACAUUUCGAAAUCAGAAAGACAAGCCCCUUGCUUCAAAGCAGCUAAAGACCAUGUGACUGUGUUGCUUUGUGGCAAUGUGGCUGGGCAUUUAAUAAAGCCGGGCUUGCUCUACAGGGCUGCAAAUCCCCGUGCCCUAAAAGGCAAGAACAAAAAUCUCCUGCCUGUGUUUUGGCAAUCAAAUAAAAAGACUUGGGUGACGGCAGCAUUAUUUCUGGAUUGGUUCCACAAGUGUUUCAUUCUGGAGGUCAAGCAGUACCUUGAAGAGAAAGGACUUGACUUUAAAGUGUUGCUGAUUGUAGACAAUGCUCCUGGCCACCCUGCGGCACUCCGGUUUGCGCAUAACGAUGUUGAAGUCGUCUUUCUCCCCCCCAAUGCCACCUCCAUCCUCCAACCUCUCGACCAAGGCGUCAUUAGCUGUUUCAAGGCCACGUACACGAGGCUUACGUUCUCAUGGAUCCUUACCGCUAUGGAUGCUGAUCCCAAUGUUAAUGUGAUGGAGUGUUGGAAGUCCUUCAACAUUGCAGAUUGCAUCACUUAUCUUAAACAGGCAAUGGAUGCAAUCAAGCCUGAAACAGUCAAUGCAUCGAAACACUUGAAUGAUUUAAUGUCUGAAUAUGCUCCUUUUAUGGAACGAAGCCUUAAAAUCACACGUAGUAUUACGGAUGAUUUGAGACCGUACCAAGAAAUGUUUGAGGAGCUCAAGAGACAACAGCGACAGUUGCCAGUCACCAUGUUUUUAAAGAAAAAACAGCCAGCAGCAGCAGAGCCUACACAAUCAACUUCUCGAGCUGAACCAGAGCCAACCAUUUCGCCUACGACUCGCUCUCCGUCACCCAAGCCUGGCCCAUCGUCUCCUGGAUCGACAUCAAGCCCUGACGACUCAAUGAUAGUGUUGUCAGGGGAAGAGGAAGACUUCAUAAUUGUUGGAGUGUGUACAGUACAAGACUAG